This is a messenger RNA of Closterium sp. NIES-65, 5976 nucleotides long. Lineage: Eukaryota; Viridiplantae; Streptophyta; Zygnematophyceae; Desmidiales; Closteriaceae. The record is from the annotation of a GenBank genome assembly.
AUGCGCAUUGCGUCCUGCUUUUGGCCGCUCUGCGCAUCGCGCCGACCAGGCCGCCGCCGUCGCAAUGCGCAAUGCGGCCACCCUGCCGGCCGCAUUGCGACGAUCCGCCACCGUGAUGCGCUAACCCGCCGCUCCCAUACGCUCUCAUUCCCUCUCACCCACUCUCUUACGCUCUCAUUCCCUCUCACCCACUCUCUUACGCUCUCAUUCCCUCUCACCCCCUCUCUUACGCUCUCAUUCCCUCUCACCCCCUCUCUUACGCUCUCAUUCCCUCUCACCCACUCUCACACCCUCUCAUUCCCUCUCACCCACUCUCAUACGCUCUCAUUCCCCCCACCCACUCUCAUACGCUCUCAUUCCCUCUCACCCACUCUCAUACGCUCUCAUUCCCUCUCACCCACUCUCAUACGCUCUCAUUCCCUCUCACCCACUCCCAUACGCUCUCAUUCCCUCUCACCCUCUCUCAUACGCUCUCACUCCCUCUCACCCACUCUCAUACGCUCUCAUUCCCUCUCACCCACUCUCUCACGCUCUCAUUCCCUCUCACCCACUCUCAUACGCUCUCAUUCCCUCUCACCCACUCUCAUACGCUCUCCUUCCCUCUCACCCACUCUCAUACGCUCUCAUUCCCUCUCAUCCCUUCUCAUCCCCUCUCAUUCACUCUCAUACACUCUCCUAUACUCUCAUACUCUCUCAUCAUCCCUUAUCAUACACUCUCAUUCACUCUCAUCCCCUCUCAUCCUCUCUCAUCCCAUGUCAUUCCCUCUCAUAUACUCUCACACCCUCUCACUAUCAUAUACACUCUCAUCCCCUCUUAUACACUCCCCAACACACUCAUACACUCUCAUCCCUGCUCAUCCCCUAUCAUCCCCUCUCAUCCCCUCUCAUCCCCUAUCAUCCCAUCUUAUACACUCUCACCCACUCUCAUACGCUCUCAUACCCUCUCACCCACUCUCAUACGCUCUCAUUCCCUCUCACCCACUCUCAUACUCUCUCAUUCCCUCUCACCCACUCUCAUACGCUCUCAUUCCCUCUCACCCACACUCAUACGCUCUCAUUCCCUCUCACCCACUCUCAUACGCUCUCAUUCCCUCUCACCCACUCUCAUACGCUCUCAUUCCCUCUCACCCACUCUCAUACUCUCUCAUUCCCUCUCACCCACACUCAUACGCUCUCAUUCCCUCUCACCCACACUCAUACGCUCUCAUUCCCUCUCACCCACACUCAUACGCUCCCAUUCCCUCUCACCCACUCUCAUACGCUCUCAUUCCCUCUCACCCACUCUCAUACGCUCUCAUUCCCUCUCACCCACUCUCAUACUCUCUCAUUCCCUCUCAUCCACUCUCAUCAACUCUCAUACGCUCUCAACCCCUCCCAUCCACUCUCAUCCCCUCUCAUCCCCUCUCACACACUCUCAUUCCCACUCAUCUUCUCUCGUCCUAUCUCACACACUAUCAUUCCCCCACAUUCACUCUCAUCAACUAUCAUACACUCAUAUUCACUCUCAUCCCCUCUCAUCCCCUCUCAUCCACUCUCAUCCCCUCUCAUCCACUCUCGUUCCCCUUCACACACUCUCAUUCCCUCUCAUACACUCUCCUCUCAUCCCCCCUCAUCCCCUCUCACACACUCUCGUUCCCUCUCAUACACUCUCGUACCCUCUCUUCCACUCACAUUCCCUCUCAUCCCUUCUCUUCCACUCUCAACCCCUCUCAUCCCAUCUCUUCCACUCUCAUUCCCUCUCAUCCCCUCUCCUACACUCUAAUCCCCUCUCAUACACUCUCAUUUCCACUCAUCCCCUCUCAUUCACUCUCGUUCCCUCUCAUCCCCUCUCAUUCACGUUCAUCCCCUUUCAUCCCCUCUCAUCCCCUCUCAUCCACUCUCAUACGCUCUCAUUCCCUCUCACCCACCCUCACACCCUCUCAUUCCCUCUCACACACUCUCAUACGCUCUCAUUCCCUCUCACCCACUCUCAUACCCUCUCAUUCCCUCUCACCCAUACGCUCUCAUUCCCUCUCACCCACCCUCACACGCUCUCAUUCCCUCUCACCCACUCUCAUUCACUCUCAUAAGCUCUCAUCCCCCCUCAUCCCCUCUCACACACUCUCGUUCCCUCUCAUACACUCUCGUACCCUCUCUUCCACUCACAUUCCCUCUCAUCCCUUCUCUUCCACUCUCAACCCCUCUCAUCCCAUCUCUUCCACUCUCAUUCCCUCUCAUCCCCUCUCCUACACUCUAAUCCCCUCUCAUACACUCUCAUUUCCACUCAUCCCCUCUCAUUCACUCUCGUUCCCUCUCAUCCCCUCUCAUUCACCUCUCAUCCCCCCUCAUCCCCUCUCACACACUCUCGUUCCCUCUCAUACACUCUCGUACCCUCUCUUCCACUCACAUUCCCUCUCAUCCCUUCUCUUCCACUCUCAACCCCUCUCAUCCCAUCUCUUCCACUCUCAUUCCCUCUCAUCCCCACUCCUACACUCUAAUCCCCUCUCAUACACUCUCAUUUCCACUCAUCCACUCUCAUACGCUCUCAUUCCCUCUCAUCCCUUCUCAUACGCUCUCAUUCCCUCUCACCCACUCUCAUACGCUCUCAUUCCCUCUCACCCACUCUCAUACUCUCUCAUUCCCUCUCACCCACACUCAUACGCUCUCAUUCCCUCUCACCCACACUCAUACGCUCUCAUUCCCUCUCACCCACACUCAUACGCUCUCAUUCCCUCUCACCCACUCCCAUACGCUCUCAUUCCCUCUCACCCACUCUCAUACUCUCUCAUUCCCUCUCACCCACUCUCAUACGCUCUCAUUCCCUCUCACCCACACUCAUACGCUCUCACCCCCUCUCACCCACUCCCAUACGCUCUCAUUCCCUCUCACCCACUCUCAUACUCUCUCAUUCCCUCUCACCCACUCUCAUACUCUCUCAUUCCCUCUCACCCACACUCAUACGCUCUCAUUCCCUCUCACCCACACUCAUACGCUCUCAUUCCCUCUCACCCACACUCAUACGCUCCCAUUCCCUCUCACCCACUCUCAUACGCUCUCAUUCCCUCUUACCCACACUCAUACGCUCUCAUUCCCUCUCACCCACACUCAUACGCUCCCAUUCCCUCUCACCCACUCUCAUACGCUCCCAUUCCCUCUCACCCACUCCCAUACGCUCUCAUUCCCUCUCACCCACUCUCAUACUCUCUCAUUCCCUCUCACCCACUCUCAUACUCUCUCAUUCCCUCUCACCCACACUCAUACGCUCUCAUUCCCUCUCACCCACACUCAUACGCUCUCAUUCCCUCUCACCCACACUCAUACGCUCCCAUUCCCUCUCACCCACUCUCAUACGCUCUCAUUCCCUCUCACCCACACUCAUACGCUCUCAUUCCCUCUCACCCACACUCAAACGCUCCCAUUCCCUCUCACCCACUCUCAUACGCUCUCAUUCCCUCUCACCCACUCUCAUACGCUCUCAUUCCCUCUCACCCACACUCAUACUCUCUCUUUCCCUGUCACCCACUCUCAUACGCUCUCAUUCCCUCUCACCCACACUCAUACGCUCUCAUUCCCUCUCACCCACACUCAUACGCUCUCAUUCCCUCCCACCCACUCUCAUACGCUCUCAUUCCCCUAUCAUCCCCUCUCAUCCCCUCUCAUCCCAUCUUAUACACUCUCACCCACUCUCAUACACUCUCUUACACACUCUCAACCCUCCUCAUCCACUCUCAUACACUCUCAACUCCUCUCAUCCUCUCUCAUGCACUAUCAGACACUCUUAAACACUCUUAUCCCCUCGCAUACACACUCAUACCCCCUAAUCCGCUCUCGUCCACCCCCAUACACUUCCAUACACUCUCAUUCAAUCUCAUCCCCUCUCAUCCCCUCUCAUCCCAUCUCAUUCCCUCGCAUAUACUCUCAUACCCACUCCCCCUCUCAUACACACUCAUCCCCUCUCAUACACACUCAUCCCCUCUCAUCCCCGUACACAUACUCCCGUUCCCUCUCAUCCCCUCUCAUUCCCUCUCAUUCCCUCUCUUUCCCUCUUAUCCCCUUUCAUCCCCUCUCAUCCCCUCUCAUACGCUCUCAUACACUCUCUUGUCUGAAGAUGAUGCUGUCAACAUUUACAAGGGGAAGCUCUACCCAACUGCUGUAGCAGCAAGGGAGAAGGUGCGGUCGUACUGUAGGCAGCAGACGUUUGCUCCCUAUUUCCGCUAUAAUCGGUCGAAUCUCAUUGAGGUGUGGUGCAAGUCCAUGGAGGGCAAGGUAUGGCCUCGUGGGGAGGUGCACAUCGGAGAAGGGAUGUGUCCAUUCCGUGUUGUCAUGCGGGGACCGCGCUAUAGUAACCUGCGGGUCACGGUGGCUGAUUUGGAUCACGCCGAUAGGUGUCAAGCCAUGCGUAGACAAGGACAGCCAGGUGAUAUGGAGGAGGAGUCAUGCAGCGAGGAUGAUGGGAGUGUCGGUUUGGUUGAAGGGAUUGGUGAAGUGGAUGAGGAGGGACGGGAUGAUCGUGAUGCCGUGACAUAUGGUGGGGCGCUGGUCGAGGUGUUUGGUAGGGAUCCCGGAACUGCCGGUGAUGUUGGUCUUGGAGAACGCACAACCACAAACUCAGACUUGCCCACUCAAACGGACAAUUCGGGGGCGACACAGAUAGACAUCACCCAAGAGAGUCAGGCGGGACGAGUGUCGGAUACUUCGGUGGCCGAGCGGGUGGAAGGGUUGAGGACGGCGGAGGACGUGGUUGCAGGGCGUAUACGGCGGAUGCAGGGAUUACUCCUGCAGCGUGAUGUGGCAAGACAGGCAGGAGAGGAACGUGCAACAAAUGAAGCAGGGGUUGAGAGGGCAGCAGGGGAUGGGAGGACACCCGGGGUUGCGAGGGCAGCAGGGGAUGGCAAGGCAGCAGGGGAUGGCCUGGCAGCAGGGGAGCGGCGGACAGGCAGGGUUGGGAGGGCGGCAGCGGACGGGAGGGCAGCAGGGGUUGGGAGGGCAGCAGGGGAUGGCAAGGCAGCAUGGGAUGACAGGGCAGCAGGGGAGCAGCGGACAGGCAGGGUUAGGAGGGCAGCAGGGGUUGGGAGGGCAGCAGAGGAUGGGAGGGCAGCAGGGGUUGGGAGGGCAGCAGGGGAUGGGAGGGCAGCAGGGGUUGGGAGGGCAGCAGGGGUUGGGAGGGCAGCAGGGGUUGGGAGGGCAGCAGGGGUUGGGAGGGCAGCAGGGGAUGGCAAGGCAGCAUGGGAUGACAGGGCAGCAGGGGAGCAGCGGACAGGCAGGGUUAGGAGGGCAGCAGGGGUUGGGAGGGCAGCAGAGGAUGGGAGGGCAGCAGGGGUUGGGAGGGCAGCAGGGGAUGGGAGGGCAGCAGGGGUUGGGAGGGCAGCAGGGGUUGGGAGGGCAGCAGGGGUUGGGAGGGCAGCAGGGGUUGGGAGGGCAGCAGGGGAUGGCAAGGCAGCAUGGGAUGACAGGGCAGCAGGGGAGCAGCGGACAGGCAGGGUUGGGAGGGCAGCAAGGGUUGGGAGGGCAGCAGAGGAUGGGAGGGCAGCAGGGGUUGGGAGGGCAGCAGGGGAUGGGAGGGCAGCAGGGGUUGGGAGGGCAGCAGGGGUUGGGAGGGCAGCAGGGGUUGGGAGGGCAGCAGGGGAUGGCAAGGAGGCAUGGGAUGACAGGGCAGCAUGGGAUGACAGGGGAGCAGGGGUUGGGAGGGCAGCAGGUGUUGGGAGGGCAGCAGGGGAUGGCAAGGAGGCAUGGGAUGACAGGGCAGCAUGGGAUGACAGGGGAGCAGGGGUUGGGAAGGCAGCAGGGGUUGGGAGGGCAGCAGGGGUUGGGAGGGCAGCAGGGGUUGGGAGGGCAGCAGGGGUUGGGAGGGCAGCAGGGGUUGGGAGGGCAGCAGGGGUUGGGAGGGCAGCAGGGGUUGGGAGGGCAGCAUGGGAUGGGAGGGCAGCAGGAUACGAGAGGCCAAUUUGGGUCCCAGGAUGCGUUACAAGGGCAAUUUGGGUACGUCCAAGCCCUUAA